Gopherus evgoodei (Goodes thornscrub tortoise) is the source of this 2614-nucleotide messenger RNA. RefSeq names its product matrix remodeling associated 7 (gene MXRA7). Bases 250 to 1020 code for a protein of 256 amino acids. The transcript has 4 exons. The record is from RefSeq and is a predicted model, not a curated record. NCBI's taxonomy places the organism in Eukaryota, Metazoa, Chordata, Testudines, Testudinidae.
CCUGCGCGGUGGAAUGGCAGCUGUGGGCAGGGCCCUGGGAAAUGACGCUGCUGCUGUGUGUGUUGUGAAACCCUAUCCAGCUUUAGCAGAGCCGGGAUUUCGCUAACAGCUGCGGGCAGAUUGCGCUGCCCGUUGAAAUUAACCAGAGCUGGUCAGCUGUUCCAGGCAGCAGCAGCAGCAGCCGCCGCGCAGGGGAGCCAGACAAAAAAACAAGCAACGCCCUUAGUCCAUUGCAACUCGGCUCCAGAGAUGGAUGUGGCCGUGGAUCUGUACCUGGCGGUGCCGCUGCUGUUCACAGUCCUGGCCGUGAUCCUGGCUUCGGUCUUUGUGAAGCUGAGAGCGACUGAAGGGGACAAAGCUGCCGAGACAGCCAAGGGGGCAGGGUCACAGGGCAAGGAGGCAACCGAGCAGGGGGAGGAAAGGAAGCAGGGCGAGGGGGAAGGGAAGGAGGGAGACGCGCUGAAGGAGGAGGGGAUCCCCAAGGGGGAGAAGGACGAGGAAGGAGCGAAGGACGAGGGGAGAAAGAUUCCGGUGGAGGAGAUUGAGGCUGAAGAGGGGAAGGCGAAGAGAGCUGGGGAGAAUGAAGAGCAGCAGCCCAAGGAGGAGGCGGUGGCAGUGGCAGCGGCAGCCAGGACUGCAAAAGCAGACAAGCAGAGUCAGCCUCAGGAGAUGAGCAUCCCCCGCCAGGCUGCUGAGGCGGUGGAGGAAGAAGAAGAGGAGGAGGAGGACGAUGACGACGAGAGCAAGGAGGAAGAUCAAGACUGGGAAAAAGAGAGACUGGUGGUGAAUGAACCAGAUCUGAACGAUGCAGGUGAGAAGAUCUCCUUUAAAUACAGCCCCGGGAAGCUGAGGGGGAACCAGUAUAAGACAAUGAUGACCAAAGAAGAACUCGAGGAGGAACAAAGGGUUCAGAGAGAGCAGCUGACUGCCAUCUUCAGGCUCAUGAAGGAAAACAGUGAGACAUUUGGAGAGAUGUCUGAAGGAGACAUGAAGGAGCAGCUUAAACUUUAUGAUAUGUAGGCUCACAGCCACUACAGUCUGUGGCCUGCCUACUGCCUCAGCCCUUGUCAUUCAAGACACUGGAGACUGUAGUGCUAUAAAACUGUCACUAAAUGCAUAGUCAGUUUCAUAUUUUGGAUGGUUUGCAAAAAUGUAUAGGCCUCUGAAAUAUUUCAAAGACUUGUAAUUUCUAUCCCUUUUUACUGGUUUUCCUAAAGGAGCUAUUGCUGUAUUUUCAUCUCAUGCAGAGAUAUUUCAGCUUUUUCUGGCCAGGUAGUAAGAGCCAGACCAUGCAGCAUUGUGAAAUUUUUAAUUGUAUUCUGACUAUGCUUUGUAAGUAAGCAUUUCUUCACUCUGAUCCUCCAUCAUCUUGGUGUCUAAAGGAAUCAGAAUAAAAUAAAACAGCAGCUGCUGCACACGCUAAGAUGGAUAAAAUGGGAGGUUACCCUCUCAUGGUAUAUCUGCAGCUGAGAGUGUGCUUCCCACUGUGCAUAGACAGAUACACACUAGCCUGAGACAUGGUGGUACAGGAAGCAGCUUGGGCUAGCCACACAAAUACAAUCAACUCCCUGUGUACAUACUUGGGCAGCUAGACUGAGCCACUGCCCGGGCCAGCAUAGCCACCCUGCUAUUCUUGGUGCAUUAAUUCAAGCAGAGCUAGCAUGUAUCUGUCUUUCCACAGUGGAGAAUAUGCUCCCAAAUGCAACAUAUACACUUAGUCAGGAUCAUCCCUAUUGAUUAUUCAGACAGUAUGGGGCUGAUGUCAGAUGAUUCACCAAGUUUUUUGGCUGGAAACCAGUGAUUCUGAAGGAGAAUAAAGCUACCAUGCACAGUAUGUGAAUAACUUCUGUAAGUGCAUUUUUGCAGUCACCCAGACCAAGUAUCUCCUUAUGGGUAUAUAUACUGCAUCUAUAAUCACCAUCGAAACCUACGUGGAACAGAAUGUUCAGUCAAACUAUGUUUCAUGCAAAUAACUUUUCCAUUCCAGUUUGGGAAAUUUCAUUCCCUCUCCCACCCCAAUUUUGCUGCUCCAUAAGAGUGUGGGGCAACUGCUGUUUUUCUCAUCACAUAAUGCAGCAGCAGAAAAUGCCACUUCCAUUAGAAUUUUUGAGUGAAAGCAAGACAGUGGCCAUCUUUGAAAAUGAUCUUUGGUCAGAAGCAAGAGGAUGGGAAGCACAGUGAGAAACUGAUUUACAUCUACGUCAUAGUCCUUUGUGAGAGAGAGCAGGUUUUAGAUUUAGUUAAGGUAGGUUGUAGUUGUAGGUGGAGGAUGAGUGUCAGGUCAGGUGAUGUAGCUAAUGGUGGAGGAGACAGGGAAGAAUGUCCAAAGUUUGGGAAUACUAUUCCUUGGAUGAAAAAUGGGCUUGUAAUGUAAUAUUCAGUGUGGAUCCCAGGCAUGGUCCUGGGCCCCAUGUAAGGAACAGAGCAUACUUCAAGAACACACAUAAAAUGGGGUAUUCGGUCCUGCUGCUGGGUGCCCAGCCAUGCUCUGCCAAGAAAGGAGAGCCACCAACAUAGAUGCCAGCAGGCAAGAACACAUGUUGCAGAUUGUAAGGUCUUUGUAGAAGAAACUGUAUUUGUUCUGUGUUUGUGCAGCCCCUAGCACAAUGGGGCC